AUGUACGUGCGGCUGUUGGUAGUAACAUGCUUGUGUGUGAUGCAUGUACAAGCGCUGAACUACUCUAUGUGCCAGGAAUGGUCUGGAAGUGACUUUUUCAAUCACUUCUACUGGUGGAGCGGCCCCGAUCCAACGCACGGACUCGUCGACUACGUGAAUCAGGAUGUAUCACGCCGGUCAAACCUGUCGUACGUGGAUCAAAAUACUGGAAACUUUGUCCUCAAUGUUGACACGGGUGAUCCUGUACCGCGGAAUGGAAAUUGGUCGCAUCUCGUCCGACGUAGCAACCGAAUCCAUUCCAACCACAAGUUCGGCGAUGGCUUCUACAUCUUAAAGCUCGCUCGUAUGCCCACUGGUUGUGGGACAUGGCCUGCCUUCUGGACGUCAACAGGAAGCACAUGGCCUGAUGGUGGCGAAAUUGACAUUAUUGAAAACGCAAAUGGUGAUGGUCCUAAUCUUUCGUCCCUUCACGCGGGCGCAAAUUGCAAUGUCGAUCAAAAAUUCAACAAUAACCAGCAAGGGUACGUUAUCAUGGCAAGCUUGCGCUUUUUGGAAACAUAUGCUUAUUCAGAAACCUCGUGCGUACGAACUGCACCGAUCAACCGGGAUGCGCGAGUGUCUUUAACGACGACAAUUCCUUUGGCAAGAGCUUCAACAACGGGUACGUUGUCAUUCACAGCCAUAUCCUCGCCAUCGCCCAAUAUGAAAAAGUUGCUGACGCGCAAUUACAGCGGUGGUGGUUGGUUUGCAAUGAUGCGUGAUACGCGUGUGAAUGGAACGGGUAUUGGCGUGUACUUUUGGCACAAAGAUACCGACCGAGACCAGAUGCCGCCACAGGUGGCAGCUCCCAUUCACGAAGCCCCUACUAGUCUAGAUGGCGAUCAUAUGGAAAAGUGGGGUAAGCCGCAAGCCUAUUUCGGCUACAAUGAUGGAUCCAACAUUCAGUGCGAUUUUGAGAACAAAUUUGGGCUGCAUGAAAUUAUUUUCGAUACAACGUACGUUUUUGUGUUGCCCUGGGUCUGUGUAGAUUAG
Malassezia globosa CBS 7966 is the source of this 1032-nucleotide messenger RNA. RefSeq lists its product as uncharacterized. The record is from RefSeq and is a predicted model, not a curated record. Gene Ontology annotation, biological process: glucan catabolic process. Lineage: Eukaryota; Fungi; Basidiomycota; Malasseziomycetes; Malasseziales; Malasseziaceae. Bases 1 to 1032 code for a protein of 343 amino acids. Gene Ontology annotation, molecular function: hydrolase activity, hydrolyzing O-glycosyl compounds. The transcript is spliced from 2 exons.